This is a messenger RNA of Formica exsecta, 3164 nucleotides long. Its product is annotated as sn1-specific diacylglycerol lipase beta-like. Lineage: Eukaryota; Metazoa; Arthropoda; Insecta; Hymenoptera; Formicidae. Bases 1092 to 3092 code for a protein of 666 amino acids. The record is from RefSeq and is a predicted model, not a curated record. Gene Ontology annotation, biological process: lipid metabolic process. The transcript has 15 exons.
AUUUUAUUCUCGAUAACAAAAAAUCGCGCGUGUCCCCUCCUCGAUCAGUCCUCCUUUCUAGAUUCAUCACCGGAUAUCGACAUUCACUGCAUCUCCUCUAUUCCCGCGAGAGGAACGGCCAGGUACAUUCGCCAGGUGCGGCGUCGAUUCGUCGCUCCCACCUUCGGCUCGGCGGUCGUUUAUCCCUAGUCUGUUCCUUCCUUUUCUCCCCUUUUUCGCGGCAUUUUUCCUUCUCGCGGCCAGAAUGCCGCGCGAUAUCCCUUCGUAUGCGCGCAGAGAGGGAAAGUUCUCUACAGUAUCUGCAGCGGUACCGGACAGUUGCGGUCAACAGGAUCGUGAGAUUCGGACGCUCGGAGUGCCGCAAGGAGAACGAGUCGCGUGUAUAGUACGAUGUGAUAGUCCUCUACAUUGAACAAUUGUCCUCGGUAUCGCAAAAUAUCGCGCACUAUAUAUCGAUCGGAUCGAGAUUCUUUUGAAUCAGCGCGUUGUUGUCAUUAGCGCUAUCGCUAUUUACGUGAGUGUUCAAGGACCGGUUGGUAUCUCGGCUGCUGGAAGAUGCUCGUGCCGCGGACGAUAUGUGUUUCUCCAUACGUGCGAUAAGUGCGGCUUCAGUAACGGUAAUAAAAUCGGCGUGUGCAACAAACGAUUAGUCAGAGCGAAGCGACUGUCGCAUGCGCGUCCGCUUCGCGAUCGGAGACAGCGGCCGAGGAAGAGGCCAGAACGCGGCGAUUCGCGUGACUUCGAGGAGAUCGGUCCCCGGUACGCGCGAUCACGAAAAUCGGUUUUCCGUGACGAGCGUUUAACGGGAACGCAGUGCGGCGCAGGAAGUGCUCCAGUUUCGUCGCGGUUUACAACGCGCGCUCGACUCGGAGAAAGGUGCAGCCUGACGAUUAGGCGGAAAUCCCGGUUGGAUUCGUUCGAGCUCUUGCGGGACCGGGCAAUAAAUUCCCGAGAGAGCGAGCAAGUCAAGAGGACGAAGUGCGCGAAGUGGAGUGCCGCCGCGUUCGCGGCACAUUCGUUCGAAGGGAGAUUUCAACGCGUGUGUAAGGCACGUCCGGAUUCACCGGAUAUCGAUUCGCGCCCAUUUGGAGAUGCCUGCGUUGAAGCUCUUUGGGCGAAAAUGGUUGGCCGCAACCGACGACCUUGUGUAUCCCGGCUUAUUCGAAUUAUUUAUCCGCGUUGUAUGGUUGAUUCUUAUAGGGAUCGUCUGCGCAAGGUACUACGAGGAUACGUGGAAUUGUCGGUUGGGAGGUGAAUUAGUGCGCGUGUAUCUCCUCGGCGAAGCGGUCAUGCUCAGCAUCGUUACGCUCUUGAUACUUAUUAUCAUCAGACAUAGUGCGAGGGGAAACAUCAUGGAUACGCAUGCCCGAUGCUACGUCGAACCGCUUCUAAUGAUCAAGAUAUUAAUGUUGCUGCCGGAGAUCGGAUGGAAUGUCUUAGGCACUAUGUGGAUUUUCGGGCAAAGCGUAGAAUGCGACCAUGAAUCCUAUUCCAUCACCGUCGUCGAAGCCCUGGUGUUCUUUGAUUGGAUCCUAAUCGGUCUCAGUAUUUUCGGCAUCGCUCUGGUGUUCGAUCCGAUCGGUUCCCUGGAGAGACGGCAGUUGGAGAGUUCCGUGGAGCACGGCAAGAUCUCGCGCCUCUGGCUACGCAGAUUCAAAUUUCUGUGGUGGAUGCGGAAGGACGAGAGCGCAAACGAGACCUUUCAACAUGUCGCUGGUCUUUUAAGCGCAUUAUUCCGCGGUACCGAUUUGGUUCCCUCGGACGUAAUAGCAGGAUGCAUCUUACUCAGAGUCCGACAGAAACGAGAAACUCACGAAUUGCGGAAGUUAAAUCUAAUCACGCGUCCAAAGUAUACUUCAGACAGCAGCGAGAUCUUCUCGGGCACACCUAGUUGGAUGUCCUUGGAAGCUGCCCACCACUUCCUGCAAUUAUCGAUCGCUUCUUACGGCUGGCUUUUUGUAAUAUAUCAGCAUUUGUGUACUGGAUGUUUUCGUUUAAUACGGGGCAUGACGUGCUGCGCUUGUUUCCGACGAAAGCGUAACAUUAUUCUGGACGAUAAUUGUUGCCUCUGCUAUCUUUCUGGCAUUAAAUAUCUAUCGAAGCUGUCCGAGGAGGAUAUUCUAUUUGCCUCUUUAAAGAAUCAUUUAUGCGAAAUACCGUUCUGCGUGAUUGCGGAUCACAAAACUGCUAAUAUCGUCGUAGCUAUACGAGGAUCGUUAUCCUUGCGAGAUUUGAUCACUGAUAUUGCAGCCGCGUCCGAUUCAUUCGAAUGUCCUGGUCUUCCUCCAAAUAGUACGGCACACAGAGGCAUGAUAAUAGGAGUAAAAAUAAUUUUGAAACAACUGGAGAACUAUAAAGUUUUGGAAAGAGCAUUCGCCACAUAUCCCAAUUACAAUCUAACGAUCACAGGUCAUAGUUUAGGAGCUGGUUUAGCAAUUCUUUUAGGAUUAUUAAUACGCCCCCGUUAUCCAGACUUGAGAGUCUACGCGUUUGCUACGCCUGCUGGGCUGCUCAGCAGAGAUGCUGCCAGGAUUACGGAGGAGUUUGCGUUGACCAUUGGACUCGGGGAUGAUCUUGUAAUGAGGCUCAGCGUGGACAGUAUAGAAAAUUUAAGGACUUCAUUGUUGACAACUCUUCGGGACUGUCGAUUACCUAAAUACAGAGUGGUUCUAAAUGGAUUUGGGUACGCUUUGUUUGGAGUUUCCGAGAACGAUCUGAGUAAAACGUGGACCAACUAUAAUAUAAUUAGCACAAUUCCGGGCCAAUCACCUUUACUCGCCAAGUCUAGAGACACGGAUAAUCAAAUAAUAGAACGUGACAUAACGAAAAGAAGAUAUUCGAAAGAACGAUUGUUUAAUGCUGGUCGUAUUCUUCAUAUAACAAGGUGCAAGCUAGAAAAUACGGAGGGAAAAAGCAAGAAACAGCUCGCGAAAGAGAGGAAAUACGAAAUGCGAUGGGCGCAAGCGGAAGAAUUUACGAAAUUAUCGGUGAUGCCACGCAUGCUCUUAGAUCAUUUGCCAGAAAACAUAGAGCUGGCAUUAUCAACGUUACUGGAGCAACAGAAUGAUAUACCCUAUUACUUCGAUCCUUAGUAAUCAAUAGUCAUGAGACAUGAAAUACCUAGAUGCGUUGUGACUGACACGAAAAUGCCGAUCUCGGAAAGC